AUGCCUUGUAAUGAUAAUCAAUCUGUUUGUAAUGAGGGAGCUACAGGUGUUUUUGACUCGAGUGCUGUACCAUCAAGCAGUAGCAGUGCAACUCUUCGUGACGAAAGGCUUGUCAGUAUAACAACCGAAAAUGGGCAUACUUUUCCUCAGUCGAGUUAUGCAGAAUUAAAGAAUACUACCGUUAGGACACGUACUGCUUCCUCUCGUUCGACUUCUAAUUUACAUUCAAUGUAUUUUCUGCCAGGAGAAGACAUUGACAGCGACAAUUUUGUAGAUAUGGAAUCAUGUCAACUUUAUGUUACUCAAUUUCGUAUUAUUAUUGUUGCUCAUAAUCAGAGUGCAAUCUGUGCAAUCCCUUUAACAGGAGUUGACUUGUUAGAGGCGAAAGAUAUUGUUGGACUUCAAAUUAGUUCUAAAGAUGGCAAGAUAAUUAAGUUUGUUUUUUUGUUUAUAUUUAAAAUAUCCAGUAGUAGUAGUAUCAUUCCUUUUCCUUCCAAGUUUUUUCUAUAUAGAAUAUGUACAGAAGGGUCAGACUUUUUCCUUUUUUCAUCGCAUUUGCCUUUCUGA
This is a messenger RNA of Meloidogyne enterolobii, 567 nucleotides long. The record is from the annotation of a GenBank genome assembly. Lineage: Eukaryota; Metazoa; Nematoda; Chromadorea; Rhabditida; Meloidogynidae.